AGUCACAACCUCCGGCUGCAAAGGGAACCGUAAAAAGCGGUGUAAACGCGCAAUUUAUUUUCAGGAACUCUGAAACCCCGGAUUGAAUGAUCGCGGUAAAACAACUGACCUUGUGUUUCGCUUAAUGUGAACYAACCAGGUAUUUAUGAGUCCAGAAAUGAGCGACUCUUCAGUAAACCCUCUGGUUCUGAUCGGUAUUGGGUCCAGCUUUGCCUUCUCUGGCCUGUUUUAUCAUCUAUACCAAGAAAAGAAGAAAGAGUUAAAAAAGCUGAAGAAAAUACCCAUUUUCAGACCAGAUCAGCACCUUGUUAAAGUACUGAACUCAACUCCUCACAAGAGGCUCCAGUAUGUUGCUGUUGAAGGUGUCGUUCAUGCUGACAGUGAGCCUCUGACCAGUCAGUUUGUUCCUCGAUGCUCUGGUGUGAUCCAGAAGAUUUCCGUGGAGGAGGAAUGGAAAUUCUUUAACUAUGUCACCAAGACCUGGAAGUCCCGCACGGUAAACAAGAAAGAGACCAACAACUCUGUGCCCUUCAGUCUGGUCAGCCCUGGAUCCUACGUGCCUGAUGUUUAUGUGAGAGUCCAAAACCCUCUGGAGGCCUCAGGGAGCUUCCUGGAGAGGGUUUAUUUCCGAACGAGGAGCGCAGAAGAGGGAGUGAUGGAUGUGGUGUUGCAGGGUCUGAGRGGUGAGAAACCUGUGGGGAUGGUGGAGAGCGAGGAGAUGCUGCGAGAGGGGAGCAGCCUGACGGGGUUUGGGGAGGUAGUGCUGGAGGGCAGCCGGGUGGUGAGGCUGCAGGCCCCGCAGGACGGCCGCAAGUUCACCCUGGUGCCCAGCGACUACAGGAGCUUCAUGGACCGACACGAAGCCACAGCCAGCAUGUGGAAGAUGCUGACUGCUGUAGCUGGGAUCACUGGAGCUUCUCUCGUAGCUGGGGUCAUUUACAACUUUACUGGAAAACAGGACAAGAGUUCCAAGUAGGUGAGAUUCUACAGGUUAAAAUCCACCGAGGUUGUGUCCUUUGUUGGGAAAAAACAAGCCAACAUUUGGGAUUUUCUCUCAGUGCCUCAGCUUUCUACUAAAUGAUUUUGCUGCAGAUAAUUCAAUUAUAAAUCAAUCAUUUUGAUUUGUUUCACUGGAAGCAUCUUGUUUUUUUUUGGACAAGAUGCAUCAAAGGCAGGAGGAUGAAUGUCAUGAUUUUUAUGCAAACAACAAAACAUUUUGUGUGAA
Austrofundulus limnaeus is the source of this 1225-nucleotide messenger RNA. It is a transcript of the gene mul3, whose product is annotated as mitochondrial E3 ubiquitin protein ligase 3. NCBI's taxonomy places the organism in Eukaryota, Metazoa, Chordata, Actinopteri, Cyprinodontiformes, Rivulidae. Gene Ontology annotation, biological process: organelle organization; protein ubiquitination. Bases 146 to 976 code for a protein of 276 amino acids. The transcript is spliced from 5 exons. Gene Ontology annotation, molecular function: ubiquitin-protein transferase activity. The record is from RefSeq and is a predicted model, not a curated record.